UGCUCUCCCUGUAGUCACUACAGCUCUAUGACGCUUCCGCUUCCGGCAUCUGGGAAAAGCCAGGAUGGCUACUGGUGGCGCGGAGGCUCGCACGGGCGAUGUGGAGGAGGACGCCUCUCAGUUACUCUUCCCGAAAGAGUUUGAGAUCGCUGAGACGCUGCUGAAUUCGGAGGUGCACAUGUUGCUGGAGCACAGAAAACAACAGAAUGAAAGCGCAGAAGAGGAACAGGAGUUAUCUGAAGUCUUCAUGAAGACGCUGAACUACACAGCCAGGUUCAGCCGCUUCAAGAACAGAGAAACAAUCGCCAGUGUCAGAAGCCUGCUUUUACAGAAGAAGCUCCACAGGUUCGAGUUGGCUUGUUUAGCAAACCUGUGCCCCGAAACAGCAGAUGAGGCAAAAGCUUUAAUUCCCAGUCUUGAAGGCCGUUUUGAAGAAGAGGAGCUCCAGCAAAUAUUAGAUGACAUUCAGACAAAGAGAAGCUUUCAGUACUAAAGAAGUCCUCAUCAUCCGCCAUGUUCCCAGCUCCACCAGCACUGGAUUGCAGAUAUCAUCUGUAUCUCAUUUUUCAGCAGAGACUCCUCAUUCGUUGUGUAUUUUAUUAUUUUCUAUAGUGUUCAACCUUUAACAGAUAUUUUUAACAAAUUGUUUUUGUAAUGCUGAAUUAUCUCAGCGAUUCGUUACCUGCUCCUUGACACAUUGCAGUCCUGCUACUGACCUAUGUAGUAGUUUUCUCCUGUUUAUCAUUGUGUAAAUUUCUUUAAUUUAAAGCAAGAAGGAGUUUGUGCAUAAAUAUGAAUUGUUUGUGAAUUUUAUUUUUAAGAUAGAUUAAAAAUUGCUACCAUUCUCAGCAGUAAGAUGGCUGUGUGUUGAGAUACAUUUAUGAUGCAGUUUGACUUACACAAGCCAUAUAUCUAUCCAUGUGGAUGUGCCCUAAAUGUUUUUACCAGUGAAAUAAAGCAGGACAAUUUUGACAAAAGCAUACCAGAUAUGCUGGGGGAAAAAAUCAGCUUACCCUAAAAAUUGCAGUCAUGUUAUCCUGGACAGGAUUUCUGUGAUUUAAAGAAAAAA
Messenger RNA from Bufo bufo (common toad), 1069 nucleotides. It is a transcript of the gene POLR2D, whose product is annotated as RNA polymerase II subunit D. Bases 65 to 493 code for a protein of 142 amino acids. Gene Ontology annotation, biological process: transcription initiation at RNA polymerase II promoter; nuclear-transcribed mRNA catabolic process, deadenylation-dependent decay; positive regulation of translational initiation. The record is from RefSeq and is a predicted model, not a curated record. Gene Ontology annotation, cellular component: RNA polymerase II, core complex; P-body. The transcript is spliced from 4 exons. NCBI's taxonomy places the organism in Eukaryota, Metazoa, Chordata, Amphibia, Anura, Bufonidae. Gene Ontology annotation, molecular function: nucleotide binding; translation initiation factor binding.